Miniopterus natalensis is the source of this 3536-nucleotide messenger RNA. RefSeq names its product nucleoporin 43 (gene NUP43). The record is from RefSeq and is a predicted model, not a curated record. Gene Ontology annotation, molecular function: protein binding. NCBI's taxonomy places the organism in Eukaryota, Metazoa, Chordata, Mammalia, Chiroptera, Miniopteridae. Gene Ontology annotation, cellular component: nuclear pore outer ring.
GGAAAGGGGCGGGGCCGAGAGGCGCGCGCUGCGCAUCUCGCCGUGUCGGCCGCGGGCGAUUCGGGCAUGGAGGAAAUUUAUGCUAAGUUUGUGUCUCAGAAAAUCAACAAAACCCGCUGGCGACCGGUCCCUGCGGGGAGCUUGCAGACCGCGGAGACCUUCGCUACGGGCUCUUGGGACAAUGAGGAAAACUGUGUCUUGCUGUGGUCUAUCGGAGAUUUGGGGAACUUGGACCCCGAUGGAGGGUUCGACGGCGACCAUCAGCUGCUGUGCGGCGCCCGGCACUGUGGUGACGUCAUGGACUUACAGUUUUUCGACCAGGAAAGAAUUGUAGCUGCUUCAUCAACAGGAUGUGUAACAGUUUUCCUUCACCGUCCAAAUAACCAGACUCUGUCAGUUGGCCAGCAGUGGACAGCAGCUCACUACCACUCGGGUCCAGGCAGCCCUUCCUGUAGCAGUGCACCAUGUACAGGUGUUGUGUGUAGCAGCCCAGAGAUUGUCACAGUUGGAGAAGAUGGUCGAAUAAAUCUCUUCAGAGUUGAUCACAAGGAAGCUGUGAGAACUAUAGACAAUGCAGAUAGCAGUACACUCCAUGCGGUAACCUUCCUUCGAACUCCUGAGAUACUUACAGUAAAUUCAAUUGGACAGUUAAAAAUAUGGGAUUUCAGACAACAAGGAAAUGAGCCCUCUCAGAUAUUAUCACUGUCUGGUGACCGAGUGCCACUCCACUGUGUUGAUAGACAUCCCAACCAGCAGCAUGUUGUAGCUACUGGUGGCCAGGAUGGAAUGUUGAGUAUUUGGGAUGUUAGACAAGGUACUAUGCCUGUGUCUCUGCUGAAGGCUCAUGAAGCUGAAAUGUGGGAAGUUCACUUUCACCCAUCCAACCCCGAUCAUCUAUUUACCUGCUCUGAAGAUGGAUCCCUGUGGCAUUGGGAUGCCUCCACAGACAUGCCUGAAAAAUCAUCACUCUUUCACCAGGGAGGAAGAAAUAGUACUUUUCUGUCUCAUAGCAUUAGUAACCAGGCUAACGUUCACCAAUCUCUCAUAAGCUCCUGGCUCAGCACCGAUCCUGCAAGAGACCGAAUUGAGAUCACAAGUUUGCUUCCCAACAGGACUUUGUCUGUGAACAGUUUGGACGUUUUAGGUCCUUGUCUUGUUUGUGGAACCGAUGCAGAAGCAAUUUAUGUUACUAGACAACUUUUUUCAUGAAAAUAUUGUAAUUAUAAGAUUUUAGGUAAAAACAUACAAUUAGCCCUUAAAUUCCAACUUCUGUGCAAAUUUUUAGUAUUGAAAAAGUGUGAAAUUUCAGGGGUGGCACCAGUAAACUCUGGCUAAUGGCAGUGCUCAGUUUUGGAUUUUGUUAGUUGGAUAUUCCCCAAACAGUUGCAGAAUCUGAUAGGGGACUGAUGGCAAAAGAACUGGAACGAGUGGCAGAGCAUCAGCUUCAGAGGGAUCCUUGAGUUGGUGAAGACACUGCCUUCAAACACUCCUGGACAGUUGCUGCUCUUCAUUUCUGAUGUUGUAAGAUGCAAAUCACCAACGGGUUCCUAUCCUUUUUGUCAACGGUAUGUGGCAUUAGCCAGUGCUAAUGUUUAUUCUUUUUAUUGCAAAUCCAUUCACAUUUUAUUUCUUUAAUAAUUUUAAUAAACUUGUCCAGAAAGAAUUUAGAACAAAAACCUGACAUUUUUUCAGAGGUGAACAUGUUCUGACAGGUCCCUUUAUUAGAGUAUGUUUGAACAGAACUCUAUCAGCUGCUUAUACCCAAUGGAAAAAAAAAAAUACAUUUUUCCUAAGGAUUUUUAAUUUUUGUUUAGUUUUAUAGUAUAGUUGAAAAUUGCUGAACUGGACAUUGUGCAAUAAAAUAGAAUUUGACAUUGAUAAGUGAGCCGACUUCCAAACUAAAACUUAAUGGGAAGGUGUCCGAGACUAGGGUGCUGGUGUGGGAAGAGGAAAGGAUUUUGCCACCUUAAUCCUCAUCUGAAAGGUUGGUUAUUAUUACCUACUGUGGUGUUUUAAGACAAUAGUAUGACAUUGUCUUUCCAUAGUUAGAUUAAAUGCAUGAUUGAAGUGUGUUCAUGUACUUUAUAAUUCCAUUAAUAGUAAUUAUGGUAAAAUUUUGCUUUUUUCCUGAUAUUUUCAAAUUUUUUAUUUUGCUACCUUAUCUUAGGGUUUUUUGUUUCUGUUUCUUUGUCAGUAUUUAAAAAUGGAAUACUUAUGUGCAUCUGCAUUUUUAUACACAUUUUGCUCAAAAAUGUCUUAUUAAAGAUAGUAACUUUGAAUUCCAAAGAAUCAGAAAGAAAAUGUUGCUGAUAGGAAUUUUUAAUCUGUUUAUAAUUUUAUUGCUGGGAUCAAUUUUUAAGACUUUCUGUUAUUACAAAAGUAAUUACAGAAAAACAAAUAGUCAAAAGAAAAUUUUAAGUACUUAUAACCUCAGACAAUUAAGUCUUUCAUAUCCUUUUUAUCCACCAGUUUGUAUAAUUUAUUUUGUGAAAAUGAAAUAUACAUAUUUGUAGAUGUACAUUCCCUACCAGUAAACACACGGGUUCAGUCAUAUAAACAUAGCUAUCAAUUUUCCUUUGACUUCAUAUUUCCAUUUGUAUGACUGUCUUGCUGCAGCCUAAGCUACAGUGGCCCUCUUCAUCCAGUACAAGCACCCUCCCAUUAUAGUUAGUGGGCUAACAUUCUUGCUCUGAGUUGAAGACCCUAGCUCCCUCGUGGCAUAUUUUCCAUGUUCUGCCUCCACUUUCAUCUGCAUUAUAUGCUGCUGAAAAGUUUGAAGGUUUCAUACAUGUUAGCACCCUUCUCAGUUUCCAGCAGCGACAUACAUAAUUUCCCUUGGCCAUUAUAGUAACGGUAGAGGGAAGGAGCCAGACAUCUAGGCGUAGAAUAUUAGCUUGCACUGGAAACAGUUUCAAGUUUGAAGCUUUGCUUUGCUUGGACUAGAAAUAGUUUCAAGUUUGAAGCUUUGCUUUGCUUGGACUGGAAACAGUUUUAAUUUUGAAGCUUUGCUUUGCUUUAAGGGUACUUAAAACCAUAUGUAAAAGAAAGUUCAUUUGAAUAGUGCUACAUUCAAUACAUUUAAUAACAAACAUAAGCUUUAUGUACUGUAAGUGAAACCUUAAUAUAUGAGUUUGCUCAUUGUCACUGCCUUUAUUCAUGCAACUAUCAAAUAGUUUUUUUGAAGGCUGCAGGAUCUCAGAGGUGGAAGGCACUUGGGGGGCGUCUCCAACCUAAAUCUAAUCUCCCUUCCACAGCAUUCCCAACAAAUUCUCAUCCACAUAUUUGAAAACAUUCUAUGCAGCUUAUCCUUAUUUGGACAGCACUAGCUGAUCCAGCCAUGAUGUGUAUGUGAGUGGGACUCACAAUCGUCCUGUAAAAAAAAAAAAAGAAUCAUGUUAUUGUGGGUUAAUAAUGAUCAUGUGAAACUGCUAUGAAACAAAGCCCAUCACCAAUCCAUUUAUUGAAUUUGCAUUAUGUUGGAGUACUUUAUCACAAGAUUUCACUAAAUAAAUGAGUUUUCAUAUACUGAAUUGAAA